Wallemia ichthyophaga EXF-994 is the source of this 2547-nucleotide messenger RNA. Its product is annotated as Dihydroxyacetone kinase 1. The record is from RefSeq and is a predicted model, not a curated record. The transcript is spliced from 4 exons. Gene Ontology annotation, molecular function: ATP binding; holocytochrome-c synthase activity; glycerone kinase activity. The coding region runs from base 1 to 2547 and encodes 848 amino acids. NCBI's taxonomy places the organism in Eukaryota, Fungi, Basidiomycota, Wallemiomycetes, Wallemiales, Wallemiaceae. Gene Ontology annotation, cellular component: cytosol; mitochondrion. Gene Ontology annotation, biological process: glycerol catabolic process.
AUGGGACAGAGUGGGAGCGUAGAAUCACAGCCGAAGAGCACGCCAAAGAAUAUUCCAGCAGGAUGUCCAAUGCAUGAGGCAGGAGCACAACCAGGAGUACAACCAGAGCCAGAAGCGAAAGAAGCACCAAGCAAAAAGUCAGAAUGCCCAGUAAAUCCACAGAACAACAUGCCACACCUCUCGCAGACACCGCUGUCGGCGCACCAAUCAACAGCUCUACCCACAGAUAGAUCUACAUCGAGUAUUCCUCGCCCAGAGAACACCAAUAACCCCGAAGAGUAUGGCAGGGGAAAGCACUGGGAGUAUCCAUCUCCACAGCAGUUCUACAAUGCGCUAGUGAGGAAAGGGUGGGAGACGCCUGAGGAGUCUGUCGAGGACAUGGUAGCCAUCCACAAUUUCCUCAAUGAGGAGGCGUGGGUGGAAAUAAACAAGUGGGAGAAACGUGCGGGACACGUGGGGGAUAACGACCAAGACAAAGUACAACUCGCACAAUUUUCAGGAAGACCUGGUGACUACACGCCUAAAGCGAGAUUGCAGAUGUUGCUUUCGUCAGUCUUCCCUAACAAGUUCUACAAUGAACCACCGUUCGAUAGACACGAUUGGUUCGUUAGGCGUAAGAAUCAGAGUGAGCUCGUUCGAUACGUGAUCGACUACUACGGCGCUCCUCCUACGCCUGAUGGAAUGCCUGUGUUUCAUCUAGACGUGCGUCCUGCGCUGGAUUCACCCAGUUCAAUCGCAGAACGCGUUAGAGUGGGUACAGCUCGUUGCUGGAGGACAGCCACAGGGAUGAAUAAACACAUCAACGAAUCCCCAGAAACUGCAGUCCUCGAAGCGCUACACGGUCUCUGCAAGCUCAAUCCCCAACUUACCCUCGACAAGGAGUCCAAGGCGCUGUACAAGAAGCACUUAGACACCAGCAAAGUAUCCCUUAUUGCUGGUGGCGGUUCUGGCCACGAACCAACUCACAGCUCAUUCGUCGGCGAUGGCAUGCUCAAUGCCGCCAUCCCAGGUACCAUAUUCGCCUCCCCCAACACGGCUCAGAUUCUGCGCGGCAUUCAACUCGCGUCUUCUCCACAAGGCACUCUCGUGAUUGUGAAGAACUACACAGGCGAUGUCCUCCACUUCGGUCUCGCAAAGGAGAAGUUCGCUGCGCAGAACCCCGAAGCCGCGCGCUUUACGCGUUUUAUCAUGGCCAGUGACGAUGUCUCAGUCGGCAGGAAGCAGGCCGGUAUUGUCGGACGCAGAGGUCUUGCCGGCGUCACACUCAUACACAAGAUGGCUGGUGCAUUCGCUCACAACGGUGCCACUAUCGAUCAGGUGGAAGACGUGGCCAACUACAUCAACGAUAACGCAGCUACACUCGGUGCGGGUUUGGAACACACACACGUACCUGGCACUGAAGCCUCUAAGGCUUACCUCAAGGAUGAUGAACUUGAAUUGGGAAUGGGCAUUCACAACGAGCCUGGUUUCACUAAGAUGUCACCUAUCCCACCCGCUUCACAGCUAAUUGAAGGUAUGGUUGACACACUCACUUCGACUUCCGAUCCAGACCGCUCCUAUGUAAACUUCCGCAAUGAUGGCUCUGAUAGAGUUGUCCUGCUGGUCAACAAUCUCGGCGGGUUGUCCGAGCUCGAAUUGGCUGGUGCUACAGGACACGCUACGAGUGUCGUGCAGAAGAGGGGAUAUAAAGUGGAGAGAGUGCUCAGUGGCACCUUCAUCACCUCCCUCAACAUGCCUGGUUUCUCCAUCACGUUACUGAGACUGCCAGCGGAGGGUGAAAGCGCACCUGCCAGCACAGCUCAGAUGCUUGAGCUGCUGGACAGCCCUGCCAACGCACCUGGCUGGAGAUGGCACGCAACCACCCCGCCACGUCUCGAGAAGGAGUAUGUAAACGACUCCCCUACCCAUGCAAAACCAUCCACCGACACAGCGGCCCCUAUCAAGACAGACAACGGGGAAAAGAUAAUCCGCGCUAUCAAAGCGGCUGCCGAGAAUCUCAUAGCGGCCGAACCUGAGAUCACGCGCUUGGACACAGUGGCUGGUGAUGGCGACUGUGGACUAACGCUCAAGGCAGGUGCAGACGGAGUCCUCAAGCGUAUUUCAAGCGGUGCCAUCAGCGGGGACAAUGUGGCCAGGUACAUACUCGAAGUGAGUGAGGUGGCUGAGACAGAUAUGGGCGGGACUAGUGGAGCGCUCUACUCCAUCUUCUUCAGCGCAUUGGCGGGAGCAGUCAGAGAGCAUGAGACGGAGGUGCAGCUGGCAUGCAAAGGGGCUUUGGAAACGCUCUAUAAAUACACCCGCGCUCGCCCUCCUUCGCGCACUCUGAUCGAUCCACUCCACGCGUUCAUCGACGCGUUUGCGGGUGCCGGCGAUGCCCACAAGGCUAUCGAAGCGGCGAAGCAGGCUACCGAGGAGGGUAAGAAGAUGGAGGCUAAGGCGGGUAGAGCGGCGUAUGUGGGUCAGCAAGGCCUCAAGGAACAGGCUGUGCCUGAUCCAGGAGCAGUGGGAGUGUGCAAGAUACUCGAAGGCUUCUUUAGUGUUUAUUAA